Trichoplax adhaerens is the source of this 1425-nucleotide messenger RNA. RefSeq lists its product as uncharacterized. Lineage: Eukaryota; Metazoa; Placozoa; Uniplacotomia; Trichoplacea; Trichoplacidae. The record is from RefSeq and is a predicted model, not a curated record. The coding region runs from base 1 to 1425 and encodes 474 amino acids. The transcript is spliced from 10 exons. Gene Ontology annotation, biological process: signal transduction.
AUGGCAUCACUAAUAUUUAGUAUGGAUAAUCGAGAUCAUGCUUACAUCGUCAUACGUCAAUUAUUGUGUAGCCGUCGAAUUAAAGUACCCGAUGGUGUAAUCCAAGCUAAUAGGAAUCAUAGCCAAGACAACCCUGCUUCAGUUUUAGGAUUGCCAGCAACAUUGGUCCCAUACAAGCAAGAUAAUCAAACGGAACACUAUGCCAUUCCAACCUUUUUACAUCAAACAAGUGAAUUUCUACGAAGACAUCUUCACACAGAAGGCCUGUUCAGAAAAUCUGGAUCACGUUCACGACAAAAAAUACUACUGGCACAAAUCGGUAAAGUUAACCAGGAUUGGAGUGAAGAUGCUAAUGUGCAUGAUAUUGCUACGUUAUGGAAGCAAUUUCUACGUUCCUUGUCCUUUCCUGUAUUGCCUCACGAAUUUCAUGAAGCACUUUUACAAUGUGCUUCAAUGAAAGCAAGUCGUCUGCAUCAAAUGACAAUAUUAUUACUGUGCUUGUUAUUUCCACGGGAUAACUUAAACGUUUUGCAUUAUAUUAUGAAAUUUCUGAAAGAUGUUGCUACUCAAUCCGAUCAAAAUCAAAUGGAUAGUAAUAACUUAGCACUAGUUUUAACGCCAAGUUUAAUGCCUGACGUCAGCAAUAAUGAUGAUAAUAGCGAUUUACUAUCAUUACAAACAACCAUCAUAAAAACUUUAAUCGAUAAUGCCGAUAAAAUUGGCUUUAUACCAUCUGACGUACUGGAAGAUAUCCAACAGCUUAAAGAUAAAUUCACUUUGUUGCCCAAUGAUGACAAAUUUGCAAUGAAUAAAUUUAGUAAUCAAAAGAAGAGCAAACGUCGUUUAAGAACUCGAUCAUCGAAUGCUCGUCUAUGCAGGGCUGGUAUUGAUCCUCAUAACAAAAAAUCUAAAUCGAGACAGGCUAUAUCACCAGACUUUCUAAAGGCCUUAAAGGACGAUAAUGCUACCAAUUCGGUCGUUGGCCCUGUAGCGUGCUGCUUCAGUCAUGCAACGUAUACACAGUCCUUAUGUAUCGAUGACGUCAAAGCUGCGUGGUCGUUCGUCCAAAUUUCCGCAGAUACAGCAACGUUAGUUACUGUUCAAAGGCAUGCUUGGUUUUAUUAUAUCUAUAGAUUAAUGUCUUACAUAUUUGGAAUUGCAGUUCCUUCUAUGUUUAACAAUGAGAAUGCAGAACCAGCGUUUUUACGCUUGGGCCAACAAAUUGGUAACUUAACUCCCACAAAAGUAAAUACACAUCGUCGCCACAAAAGUGCAAGAAGACCAAUGCGUGCAGGAUUUGUUGGAAGGAUGCCUGUACCUGAGACUUCAACUGAUAGCCAACGCCAUUCGGUAAAGAUUGAAGACGGAUACGAAAUUAUUAGCAGUGCAGUGUUACCGCACCUUAUGAAACCAAAUCAGGAAUGA